UUGGUGGGCGAUACACAAGUAUAGUUUGCGACACAGUUUUCAAACCGAAGAAAAAAGAGAAUUCAGUCGCCUCUUUCAAUUCGCAUCAGUUGGAGUUGUUGUUCGUACAACUUAUUUACAAGAUGGGAAACAAGAUUGUUACAUUUACUGAACAGCAGUUGGACAAUUACCAGGACUGUACAUUUUUCACAAGGAAGGAGAUUUUACGUGUUCACAAGCAUUACCGUGCAAUGCGUCCUGAUUUGGUCCCGAAACAAAUGACCGAUGGUGAGGCAUCUACAGUUCGAUUGCCGAGGCAAGACAUUGAACAAUUGGACGAACUUAAGGAGAAUCCAUUUAAGCAACGGAUCUGUGAGGCAUUUUCUCGCGACGGCCUUGGUAAUUUAACAUUUGAAGAUUUUCUGGAUUUACUAUCAGUGUUCAGCGAACAGGCGCCGAGGGACAUCAAAAUAUUCUACGCUUUUAAAAUCUACGAUUUCGAUAAAGACGGAUUCAUAAAUCAAGCGGAUCUGAAAUGCGUCAUCAAAGCAUUGACCAGAAAUGAAUUAACGCCAGAGGAGCAUCAGCAAAUUGCUGAAAAAGUUAUCGAAGAAGCUGACGUGGAUGGAGAUGGUAAGUUGUCGUUUUUAGAAUUCGAGCAUGUUGUCUUACGGGCGCCAGACUUUUUAUCCACCUUCCAUAUUCGCUUGUAGAUGAAUCAAAAGCAAAAAUAAAAUGACAAAG
This is a messenger RNA of Bradysia coprophila, 723 nucleotides long. RefSeq names its product Calcium and integrin binding family member 2 (gene Cib2). The record is from RefSeq and is a predicted model, not a curated record. Lineage: Eukaryota; Metazoa; Arthropoda; Insecta; Diptera; Sciaridae. Gene Ontology annotation, biological process: calcium ion homeostasis. Gene Ontology annotation, molecular function: magnesium ion binding; calcium ion binding.